Molecule: messenger RNA, 1758 nt
Organism: Indicator indicator
Lineage: Eukaryota; Metazoa; Chordata; Aves; Piciformes; Indicatoridae
Gene: HRG
Product: histidine rich glycoprotein
Exons: 7
Coding region: 1-1758 (585 amino acids)
Biological process (GO): regulation of platelet activation; heme transport; negative regulation of fibrinolysis
Cellular component (GO): extracellular region; blood microparticle; endolysosome
Molecular function (GO): heparin binding; zinc ion binding; cysteine-type endopeptidase inhibitor activity
Source: RefSeq, a predicted model, not a curated record
AUGCUGCUUCUAGCUUCAGCUUUUUUUCUAACACUAUUGCAGUGCUCUUAUGCCCAAAAGGAAACAAGCAUUAUACCUGCAGACUGUCACGCCGUCGAAAGAGAUGCAGGAGUGGCCCUGGAUUUAGUCAACAGACAUCGCAGAGAUGGUCUUGUUUUUGGUUUAUUCCGUGUUGCUGAUGCACACCAACUACACGUAGGAAAUUUAUCAAUCCUCUACUUAACUUUGGAUGUGGUGGAAACUGAAUGCCCUGUAUUAUCCAGAAGACACUGGGAGUCUUGUGAAUAUGAUGACCUCUAUUCCAUGGACUUUGGCCAGUGUAAGAUCAUCACAUAUACAAACCAGCUGCUGAAGAAACCUCAACUACAUGGAUUUAAUUGUACAUUAAGCUCAGUUCCUCCUGAUUUAUUAGAGUGCAAAGACUGUCCUGUGAAAGUUGAAAUCUUAGAAGCCACUGAGCAACAUAAAAAUAUUGCUGCAGAGGCCCUGAAGAAAUUCAACAGUCAGAGUAACCACACAAAUUACUUCAACGUGGACAAAGUUGAAAAGGCUUUAAAGAUGACUGCCUCCCGUGAAGGUCACACUUUACAAUUCUCUAUAAAGGAGACCAACUGUUCCAAGUCCACAGAACAAGCAGCUCAGGCACUGGAAUGUGAUUUUCUGGAUGACUGGCACGCUCACGUGGGAUUCUGCAAGGCAAGAGUUAUCAGUGAUCCAGAUGAACCCGAUGGAACAGACAUAAGCUGUGAAAUCUACCAUCCCCGGCUACAUGACUGCAGGCAUCCUCAUCAUCAUUUUGGUCAUAGACAUCAUCACAAACAUCCUCACAGACAUCAUCAUAAGCAUGGAUGUCCACCCUCUUCUCAAUCCAGACCUGAAGAUGCUGAGCAUAAAGAUAGUUCCAAUGAAGAACAUCAAGACAAUCAUGAAGGACCUGCUCCUCCUCCUCCCCAUGGUGGACCACAUCACCACCACCAUCACCCACACCAUUGUCCUCCACUUCCUCCCCAUAGUGGACCACAUCCUGCUCUCCCAGAGGAACCCAAACAUUCCCCUUCUGCUUCUCCCUCCCAUGAUGAACAGCAUCAUUCUCCUCUUUCCCAAGAGGAAUUACAUCAACACCCCUCUCCUCUUCCUCCCCAUGAUGAACCACAUAAUCAUGGACCACACUGUCCUCCCCCUCAUGGACCACAUCACCACCACCCUCCUCCCCACCACAGUCCACACUGUCCUCCUCCUCAUGGACCACAUCACCACCACCCUCCUCCUCAUCAUGGACCACACUGUCCUCCUCAUGGACCACACCACCACCAUCCUCCUCCCCACCACAGACCACACUGUCCUCACCAACCACAUCACCACCAUGCUUCUUCCAAUUGUGGACCACAUCACCCUCAUCAUCAUCAUCUCUGUCAUCACUAUGACAGACAUCACUGCAGCAAGACAAGCAUAUCAGGAAAGCACUUUCCAUUCCAGGUAACAGGAGCUGUCUAUCGCAUUCCAGUUCUAAAUCAGCAGGAUUCUCUCACACCCCCCACUGCAAACUUUCUUGAAGUAUCCCAAAGCAACCCUCACUCCUCCAGCACUGGGGAAGACACUUUCUUCUCUGGCUCAAGUCAAAAGGAGAUGCCAGAAGCUCUGGAAUUUCCAGAUCAUCCUACACAAUCAGAGUCAUGCCCAGGAAACUCCAAACUCGUUCUUCCAAAAAUUUUACCUUUAUUUCCACAUAGCUCCGUGGCAGACAAAUCCCCUGUAUGA